GCGGCGGCGCGGCAGCGCCUUUGUGGGGAGACGCCGCGUCGGCACCAGCGCCGCCCGCGCCGCGGCCGGGGCUCCCCGCCGCCCCCAUGAGCCGCCUGUAGGGUACGCGCUGCAGCACCCCUGCGCCCCAGGGGCUCGGGGUCGGUUGUUUUUUGGGUUCCCCCUUCCCCCUUUUUUUUUCCUUAACAGUCUAUUUUUGUACACUUUGCUAUAAAACCAUGGUGCUGGGGAAGGUGAAGAGUCUGACGAUAAGCUUUGACUGUCUGAAUGACAGCAAUGUCCCUGUUUACUCUAGCGGGGAUACAGUCUCAGGAAGGGUCAGUCUAGAAGUAACUGGGGAAAUCAGAGUGAAAUCUCUUAAAAUCCAUGCGAGGGGCCACGCUAAAGUACGUUGGACUGAAUCGAGGAAUGCUGGAUCCAACACUGCCUAUACACAGAACUACACCGAAGAAGUGGAAUAUUUCAACCAUAAAGACAUCCUGAUCGGCCACGAGAGAGAUGAUGACAAUUCAGAAGAGGGCCUUCACUCCAUCCAUUCAGGAAGGCAUGAAUAUGCAUUCAGCUUCGAGCUUCCACAGACACCACUUGCUACCUCAUUCGAAGGCAGACAUGGCAGUGUGCGCUAUUGGGUGAAAGCCGAAUUGCAUAGGCCUUGGUUUCUACCAGUAAAAUUAAAGAAGGAAUUUACAGUCUUUGAACAUAUAGAUAUCAACACUCCUUCAUUACUGUCACCCCAAGCAGGCACAAAAGAAAAAACUCUCUGUUGUUGGUUUUGUACCUCAGGCCCAAUAUCCUUAAGUGCCAAAAUUGAAAGGAAGGGCUACACCCCAGGUGAAUCAAUUCAGAUCUUUGCUGAGAUUGAGAACUGCUCUUCCCGUGUGGUGGUGCCAAAGGCAGCCAUUUACCAAACACAGGCAUUUUAUGCCAAAGGGAAAAUGAAGGAAGUCAAACAGCUUGUUGCCAGCCUGCGUGGAGAAUCCUUGUCAUCUGGCAAAACAGAAACCUGGAAUGGCAAACAGUUGAAAAUUCCACCUGUUUCUCCUUCAAUCCUUGACUGUAGUAUAAUCCGUGUGGAGUAUUCACUGAUGGUAUAUGUGGAUAUUCCUGGCGCCAUGGAUUUAUUCCUUAACUUGCCACUGGUCAUUGGCACCAUUCCUCUACACCCGUUUGGUAGCAGAACAUCAAGUGUAAGCAGCCAGUGUAGCAUGAACAUGAAUUGGCUUGGUCUGACACUGCCUGAAAGACCAGAAGCACCUCCCAGCUAUGCAGAAGUGGUUACGGAGGAACAACGGCAGUCCAGCCUUGCACCCUUAGGUGUUUGUGAUGACUUUGAGAGAGUGCUUCCAGGACCACUGUUUGCAUACAUCCAGGAGUUUCGUUUUCUGCCUCCACCCCUUUAUUCAGAAAUUGAUCCGAACCCAGAUCAACCCACAGACGACAGACCAUCUUGCCCUUCUCGUUGAAAGAAUCCAUAAGAAGCUGACUUGACUUGGGUUUGGAAUCGUACCUGCCGUGUUGAAGGUCAAGGCAUCAUAGUGGAGACACACUUUCAAAGAAAGUGGGUUUACUCUUGCCUGUGUGGUGAAUAAAUGAAAACAACCUGUGAUUAUGCUUUGAAGCCUACAGUAACAUUGUAGGACUGCUCCACAUGCUUGAAGAACUGAGCUUUCCCCCCCUCCCUCUUAAAUACUGGCACAUACUAGGAGCAGCCUUACUAACCUACAGUCAUGUGUGUCCAAACACUCAAACCACAUUAAGAGAGGUUUGGCUUCCUCUUACAAUUUGGAAAUUUGCACAUGCUUAUUGCUUACAUUGUGCGGUUCAGUGUCACUACAGCUUUUUCUCAUUUAUGUCGGACAGUUGUUAGCCCUUUCUUAUGUCUUGUGGUCCGCACAAUAAGGAGCAAAAGAAAGCUUUGACAAAAAAGAAAGAAAGAAGCAAACAAAAAACCCAACAGCAAGAGACUUUGACAAAUGCACUGACUUUUCUUUUUUUUUUUAAUUUAAUGUAGCCUGGACUUUACCUGCAUAUGCACAUGCUCAGAAUUGUCCUAGUAGGCUGAUCAUGUAUCACCUCUUCAGCUUGGAUCCUAUUCUGGAUUUAUUUUACAAACAUCAAAUGCCUUCAAGCCAAUCCUUCUUGCUGUAUGUUUUGCAGCCUACUGUAGUAAAUAAGCAACAAGAUAUGGGGAUAGGGUGGGAGGGUGAAGAGUUAGAAAGAAACUAAUAGACUUUGUCAAGAUUGUAUACUUUCUUGAUUUCUUUUAAGAAUUUGUUGCCUUUCUACUAUUAUCGCAAAGCAGCAUUUUGUUACAGACUGCCUAAAAAUCACUUAAUCUCAGGUGAACUCAUCACUUGCCAAACUGUUGGAAUGCUAUUUGUUUUUUUUACAUUGCACUGUUUAGUUCUUUUUUUGUUUUGUGUUUGUGUUUGUUUUUUGUUCUUUACUUGAGAGGGAGAUCUGGAAUAAGGACAUACACAAAAGUUACAAAACCCUCCUCAUUCCCAUUUCUCUUUCUGCAUUAUAAAAAAAAGAUGUUCAAGUUGUGAAGCUCUAAAAGAAAGGCAUAAAUGAAAGCAGCACCAGCAGACACCAGCUUUUCCUCAAAAGAUUCUUAAAAGGAAGUGGUCGUACACUGCCUAGGAUUCACAGACAAACCAAUACUUCAAGUGGUAGGGAUAGGAAGGGAAAGUAAAUUUAUUUUUAUAUAUAGCUACUUAAUCACCAAAAAUUCUAUAUGUGAUGGGUGUAAUAGAAAGUAUAUUUCAAACUGCAGGAAAAAGCUGCUUUUAUGCUAAGAGCUCAGUUUGUGCACUUUGUAUUACCUUCAGGGUUUAUGAUACUGUACAAGAUUACAAGUGUAAUUAAAGUGAGAAAGAUCCAUGUUACCAGCCGUACCUAAAUAUGAGUUAGCUGGAAGUGCUUUGAUAACUGCAUCUUCUGUGACACUCUCAAGAGCUUUAAAACAAACAGAACCUUGAAUUAUACCAUGUAUUCAUGCAGAAUGUAAGAAAACAUAUGGAAAGAGCAUUUGCCUUUGAGUAUGCCCCAGGAAAAAUAGUGCAAUGAAGCCAUUGCCUGUGCUAACAAAUACCAGUGCUUACAUGCUAGAGAUGUACAAUGGAAGUCAACUUUGUUCUUCAGAAACUGUGGAAACAGAUCACUGACAAAGGGACACCAUUCUGGUCUUGGCUGUUUGAACAAAUCAAGAUCUAAUCCAUCAAAUACUUGUCUCCUUGUGCAGUAAAAAAACUCUGAAGAGAGUGGGAGAGAGGAGGUUGGUGUUUCUGCAUGGUGCUCAUUUUUAAAAACCUUUGCCUUGUUUUUAAGGCUUCAUAAAUGUGACAAAAUAGGCUUUUCCAUAAGUGGCCUUUAUGAGAACAUGAAAUAUCAUUCAUGUUUCAAAAAUGACAACAGGGUGAUAAAAUAUAAAUGAGUCGCGUUUUAAGUGAUUCAGUUAAAAGGCUUGGGUUUGGAGCGGGAAUAUUGGCAAAGAAGGAAAUUGGAUGAUGUUACUAGGCCAAUUUUGUGGAUGUCCCUUCCCUCUACCCUCUCCAACCAGACAAUUUUUAAAGCUGAUGGGAUCGUUGGUAUAAAAGGGCAUUUGGUGGUUUUACUUUUUUUUCCUUUUUUGUUGUUUUUACAGACUAGGGAACAAUUCCUGAUAUAUACAGCAUUAAAGUACUUACCACAAUACAAUGGAAAAUUGCAUAUGAGGCAGGAUUGACCAAUAUCAUAGUAAUUCACUUGGCAUUACAGUCUUUAUGAUUAGAAUGAAAAAUUGUAUAAGUUUAUCAAAUAAAGACUUCCAUUUUAAAUUACUCAGAGGUGUUGCUCUCCCACAAAUAUUGGUCAAUUCACAGCAUUAUAAAACUUGAGGUUCACAGUUGAAACCCAGUAUUUGAUAGAGAAUUAUGAAUUAGGAAAAAGUAAGUAAAAUCCAAACAUUAGAGAAACAAAGUGCAAUAUUAAAUGUUUGCUUUAUAGAUUAUAUUCUAUGGCUGUUUGAACUUUUUUUUUGUUUUUAGUUUUGGUGCUGAAUAUGUCCUUGUAGACUCUUGUUUUAAGAAAACAGUAUGUGGAAAACAAGUUUAAUUUUUCCUAUUGCUCUUCCUUGUGAAAAAUAAACUUUUGUAAAAAAAAAAGGUUUUAAAUGUUGUAUCUAUGUGUAAAAUAAAAAACCACAAGUAUUACGUAAUAUAGGAA
Taeniopygia guttata (zebra finch) is the source of this 4206-nucleotide messenger RNA. RefSeq names its product arrestin domain containing 3 (gene ARRDC3). Gene Ontology annotation, cellular component: cytoplasm; plasma membrane; endosome. The record is from RefSeq and is a predicted model, not a curated record. Lineage: Eukaryota; Metazoa; Chordata; Aves; Passeriformes; Estrildidae. Gene Ontology annotation, biological process: protein transport.